Oncorhynchus gorbuscha (pink salmon) is the source of this 1442-nucleotide messenger RNA. RefSeq names its product nuclear receptor subfamily 0 group B member 1-like. The transcript is spliced from 2 exons. Gene Ontology annotation, biological process: negative regulation of transcription by RNA polymerase II. Bases 180 to 1091 code for a protein of 303 amino acids. NCBI's taxonomy places the organism in Eukaryota, Metazoa, Chordata, Actinopteri, Salmoniformes, Salmonidae. Gene Ontology annotation, cellular component: nucleus; cytoplasm. The record is from RefSeq and is a predicted model, not a curated record. Gene Ontology annotation, molecular function: transcription factor binding; transcription corepressor activity.
UUUAAACAAGUUCUCAAAGCUGGAGGUCAGCCGGGAGCUAAUAUAAAUGUGCUGCCGUUUGCGCGGCGGUAUCAGGGGCCAAGAAAACAUAUCCCUCUCUAUCUAGCUCUGACCUCCAACUCUUCAAAGCGCCUGACAGACACACCGAGCAGCACCCGAUGUAGCGCGCGCCACGUGCCAUGGCCACUCGCGAGGGCUGCCACUGUCCGGGAGCCGGGGGGCAAAACAAUAAUAACAGCAUCCUGUACCAUAUACUGAAGAACGACAGACUCACGACCACCGAGGAACAACAAACAAUAACAAAACCACAACAACACCAACAGCAUCGCUGGCACAGGGUCUCCUCCUGUUCCUCCUCUUCUUCCUCUUCGUCGCGGCUUGAGCUAAGGCAACAACAGGCAUGCUCCUGCAGCUCCUCACGGCGAAGGGGGUCUCUCCGGUCCCCGCAGGUUACCUGCAAAGCCGCAUCUGCGGUCCUCGUGAAGACUCUGCGGUUCGUGAAGAACGUGCCGUGUUUCCGCGAGCUGCCGGAGGAUGACCAACUGCUGCUCGUUCGGAACUGCUGGGCGCCGCUGCUCGUGCUGGGCUUCGCGCAGGACCGGGUAGACUUCGAGACCACUGAGACUGCAGAGCCCAGCAUGUUGCAACGGAUUCUGACCGGUGGCUCUGGCAGCCAGAGCGGCUUAACGGACAGACAGGGUGAACCGCUGCUGGAGCAGAGCACGGAAACUUCUGGGGUCUCUCUCGCGGAUAUCCAGGGCAUCAAAGCGUUCCUGAAGAAGUGUUGGGGUUUGGACAUCAGUACCAAGGAGUAUGCCUACAUCAAAGGAGCAGUGCUAUUCAACUCAGAUCUCCCAGGUUUGCGCUACCUCCACUACAUCCAGUCACUGCGGCGCGAGGCUCACCAGGCGCUCAACGAGCAUGUGAAGCUGAUCCACCGGGACGACACCACACGCUUCGCCAAACUGCUCAUCACCCUGUCCAUGCUUCGGGUCAUCAGCCCCGCCGUGGUUGCACAGCUCUUCUUCAAGCCCGUCAUCGGAGCUGUCAACAUGGAGGAUGUCCUACUGGAGAUGUUCUAUGGGAAGUAGAUGCUUUCCAUGGUCUCGUCCAGAAACAACCCUUAGAUAUGGCCCCCUAUAAGUUAUAGGCACUUCUGGCCUCUUCUCCCUCGGCAAUUUAACCUAGCCCCUACCCUCUAGGAACUUAACCUUGCCCCCAGCCCAGGGUUUCCCAAACUUGGUCCUCGGGACCUCAAGUGGUGCACAUUUUGUUUUUUGCCCUAACACUACACAGCUGAUUCAAAUAAUCAACUAAUCAUCAAGCUUUGAUCAUUUGAAUCAGCUUUGUAGUGUUAGGGCAAAAACCAAAACGUGCACCCCUUGAGGUCCAGAGGACUGAGUUUGGGAAACGCUGCCCUAGCCCUUACCCCCACUCCCCCU